Messenger RNA from Colletes gigas, 6755 nucleotides. RefSeq names its product leukocyte tyrosine kinase receptor (gene Alk). Gene Ontology annotation, molecular function: protein binding; ATP binding; transmembrane receptor protein tyrosine kinase activity. Lineage: Eukaryota; Metazoa; Arthropoda; Insecta; Hymenoptera; Colletidae. The record is from RefSeq and is a predicted model, not a curated record. Bases 894 to 5426 code for a protein of 1510 amino acids. Gene Ontology annotation, biological process: multicellular organism development; positive regulation of kinase activity; protein phosphorylation. The transcript has 26 exons. Gene Ontology annotation, cellular component: membrane; signaling receptor complex.
GAAACGGAACGGAACGGAACGGAACGGAGUCUCAGCGAGGCACGAAUAUGCGCCCAAGGUGAAUCCUGAUGAACGUAUCAUCGAUCGGUGGUUGCUGAACCACCCGCUGUGCUCGGUCCACGCGUGUACGCGCAAAGAGACGCGCUUCUCUGGCUGUCGUUUCCGCUACUGUUGCUCCUCCGGCGUUACGCCGAGGACCCCAGGCCAUCGAACAAUUUUCUACUCGCGUGCGCCGACCGUCAACCGUCAACCGUCAACCGUCAACCGUCAACCGAUCGUUCCUCCUCGUCGAACCCGGUGAUCGAGGCCCAACUGGUCGCGGGGGGGGCAAAGAUCGCCGGCGGAAAGAGAAAAGAGGAAAGAGGACAGAUACUGAGGAGGAGAGACGGCUUUUAUCGAUUGUCGCGGUGAGACGAGAUACGCGAGACGUGCUGGACCCGCGAGCGCAAGAUUUUGCGUCGCGACUCGAAUCAAUUCGUCUGGUCCACGCGCCACCCUCGCCAGGAUCGGUUUAAACAAACUGGACGAUUACCGAUCCGCGUUCCCUCCGCCGAUGGUGUGUGUUUCUAGCGACAAACCGUCCUCGUUAUCCGCGAGCGACAAGACUGGUUCAUCGAACAAUCUAUGUGAUCGGUUCAUCUAACCAAGUUUUCUACGUGUGAUGAUCUGUUGCUGGAGAUACAACGAGGUUACAAUUGUGCCAGACGUUGAUAAUUACCGGUACGGUUACAAGGGAUGAGUGACUGAAAGGAAGUGGUCAAUGAAACAAAGUCGUCCAAGAGCUGCUGAUGCAACAGAACGAAUGAAUAACUGGAAACUAUGCUGGUGUGUUGUACAACACAAUUUUCGGUCGAAGGAUAUAUCGAGCGGCUAUACGAGGAAACCACGAAGUAAUGAUCAGAGGUACGCGGUCUGGGGUGGUGACCGCGAAUUUCAGACAAGCGAGUCGCACCGCGCACGGCUGCCGAUCGAAAUCUUACCUGAACGGUAAUCUGCUGUUGAGGAUCCUUCUCAGUCUCUGUUGCAUCACGAACAGUUGUUGCGAUUGGAGGGAAAGGAUGACGCGAGGGAUCAAAGAUUUGCAGAUUGCUCUGAAUCGUCCGUCUCAGCCCGGGCACUGCGAUUUGGAGAAGAGUUGCGAUUGGUCGUGGAACCAAACGCUCGGGUUUAAAAGAAUCACGCCAUCGGCACGUAACAGAUACGGGCCAAAGACGGAUGCCAGUAACGCGAAAGCAGGACAUUUCUUGUGGAUCAGUGGCUUCGACAAUGCUCAAAUGUGGUCUUCCACGAUCCCCCGAACUGGAUCACGUUGUGUUUUGGAAUUAUCCAUGUAUCAGAUCGAGAUGAUCGACGGAUACGUCACCCUUCUUAUAAUGACAAACGACACGAGUUUAGUCGCCGCGAGAAAAGCAGGAAAUAAUAAUGCAACAUGGGAGACAACGCGUUUUAAUCUGGGUGCAAUUAGUCAGCCACAUCAAUUAUUUUUAGAGAUACAGGCACAGUACGCUAACUCUAGCAUUGGAAUUGAUAACAUUCGCCUGAUUGACUGCUUUCCGGAGUCGACGCCACUAGGAGAAGCUUGCACGGAAGAUAUGUUUCUCUGCAAUAACGGUUCGUGUUUAAACAGAACUCGUAUUUGCGACCUGACAAAAGACUGCGCUGACGGCGAAGACGAAGCCCUUGAUUGCGAUAAAAUACCAGAGAAUGCUAGAUGUAACUUCGAGCACGGAUGGUGUGGUUGGCAAAAUGUUCUAGGGAGACCUUUAAAUUGGACCCUUCAUCGUGGAGCAACGCCGUCCGACAAAACUGGGCCUAGUUACGACCACACGUACCGUAACGCAUCCGGAACAUACGCGUACGUGAAUAUGUCUAAAAAAAUUGUUUACGGAAGUCGUGCUACCAUGGAGAGUCCAUUGUAUAAUCCAACGCCGCCGUAUAGCAGCGAUCCAAAAAGUCGUUAUCAUCGAUCCUGUCAAGUACGUUUCUUCGUUCAUCAAUACGGUGUGCACAGUGGUGCACUUGGAUUAUAUUUAGUACAAGUAAAACCGCAUCAGAACCUUUCCGAAAGGCUAUGGUGGUCCUUUGGCAAUAAAAACGACAUUUGGCACAAUCAGGCUGUCGCUUUACCCGACAUUAAAUACAGGUAUUUUCUGCAAUUUGAGGCAAACAGAGGCUAUGCCUCAAAGGGUGAUGUAGCGAUCGAUGACUUCUCCUUAAGUCCAGAAUGUUUUGGCAUUGGAAUUCCACCAGAAAUUGUGGGAGAUUUCAAUUACUACAACCCUAUUAUAGACUCGGAAAAAGUUCCUGAGCAACAUGCAGAUUUUGUGAAUGAAACUGUCAUUCGAAUUAAUACUUGCGGAGCAACUGGCAGAAUAGGUCCCACUGCUGAACAAUGUAUAGAGGAGUAUAAUAAAACGGGAGUACAAUUUAUUAUACCACCACCAUCAUUAGAAGACACUUCUUCCAAUUUAAACGGCGUUCAACGAUGGAUUGCUCCUCGCGGUGGAUAUUACACUUUAAUCGGAAUGGGUGCACGCGGAGGAAAAGGAUCGAGCGGAAUGGGUAGCACAUUAGGUGCUCUCGUGCGUGGUGUCGUAGAGCUAGAAAAGGGUGAACAAUUACACUUCAUGGUGGGCCAACCUGGAUCCAACGCGUGUCCUAAAAGUUUAGGACUUAUAGAAGAUAGUUGCCAGACUGGUGGAUCACAUCCGUAUGGAUCAUCUCUCACAGGAAUUACGUCUGCUAUAAAUGCAGUGAAAAAUAUUAAAAUCAAGGAUGGUGGAGGAGGCGGAGGCGGAGCAACGUAUAUCUUCACAUUGAAAGCUAAUGGACAACAGCAUCCGAUACUCAUUGCAUCGGGUGGAGGUGGUAUAGGAUUCGGACAAUUUGUUGACAAUGGUCUUCAACACGGACGAGGACCAGCGCCCUCUGGAAGACAACCAACGUCGGGUUCAGUUCUUUCAACAGAAGCAGGUGGACCUGGCGGUGGAUGGGAUUGGUCGUCGAGCAGCGAUUCCAGUCAACGAACUUCCGCUGGUACAUCCCUUGUUCAGGGUGGCGUAGGAGGAAUUGGUUGCGGGCCUAGGAAUCAAAGCCACGGCAACGGUGGAUUUGGUGGUGGAGGUGGUGGAUGCUUGACAGGAGGUGGAGGUGGCGGUUACAUAGGUGGUGAUACCGGCCACAAGGAAAGUGCAAAUGGCGAUGGCGGUUACUCGUAUGGCAGCCGUGAACUUAUGCACGUUCACUUCCAGCCAGCGAUAAGUCACGGAACUGGUGAGAUUUUCAUUAUUCCCGCCAUCAGUGGUUGCGGUUGCGACUUCCGUUGCGUCGCUCUCGACCAGUAUCUCAACGAGACGAAAUGUCUUUGUCCACCGGGAUGGUUGCUGAGCAAUGACUCGAGAUCGUGCGUCAUGGCUGACGAUUCGAAGGUUACGCAUCGAACGUUCAUGAUACUGCUCGUAGCAGUGAGCAUUGGGUUGCUCAUUGCUUUCACAACUGUCUGCCUGCUACUAUAUAACCGUUACCAAAGUCGAAAGGCGCUUUUACGUCGGCGACAAGUAAUGUUUGGUAAUGGUACGGAAUUAACGUCACUGCGCGCCGUUUCGGAUACUAUGAUGACCGAAUUCAAUCCGAACUACGAAUUCGCUGGAAAUCUCUAUAGCUUUAAAGACUUGCCGCAAAUCCCUCACGAAUAUAUCAAUUUGGGAAAACCUCUCGGGCAAGGCGCUUUCGGCCAAGUGUUUCAAGGUGUGUACAGAUGCAACGAGGAGCAUCCUGUCGCCGUGAAGACUAUACCAUCGUCGUCCAUCUUCGAGCCUGGGCCCCAGACCGAGGCCGAUUUCAUGAUGGAGGCUCUGAUCAUGAGCAAAUUCAAUCACCCGAACAUAGUACAUUUCAUCGGCGUUUCGUUCGACAAAAAUCCAAAAUACAUAGUCUUAGAGUUGCUAGCCGGUGGUAAUUUGAAAAACUUCCUUCGCGAGGAGAGACCACGCGCGGAUCGUCCCACGUCGUUGACGAUGUUGGAUUUAAUACUGUGCGGCUACGAUGUCGCGAAUGGUUGCAAAUACAUGGAAGAGGCCCGUUUCAUUCAUCGGGAUAUUGCGGCGAGAAAUUGUUUGCUCACGUGCAAGGGACCCGGUCGAAUAGUCAAAAUCGCGGAUUUCGGGAUGGCUAAGGAUAUUUACAGAAGCGAGUAUUAUAGAAAAGGAGGCACGACUAUGUUGCCUAUUAAAUGGAUGCCGCCAGAGAGUUUCUUGGACGGAAUAUUCACGACGAAGACCGACGUCUGGGCAUUCGGCGUUUUAUUGUGGGAAAUCAUGUCUUUCGGAUAUAUGCCCUAUACAGGGUGCACUAAUAGAGAAACUAUAUCGAUGGUAACGUCGGGUGGUCGUUUGGAAAAACCAGUCGGAUGCCCCGACCCUAUUUAUGGAAUAAUGAAUAAUUGUUGGCGUCCACGACCCGAAGAUAGGCCUAGUUUCGCGACAAUCGUUGAAAGGCUUGGUUACUGCCUACAGGAUCCUGACGUGAUCAAUCAUCCAACGCCUAACUUUGAUAUUUUGCCACUUUGCGAUCGCGAGGUAACGAUCAUGAGACCAGAUCCAGAAGCAGAGUGUAUAAAUGUACAAUCAGAAUUAGAUACGUGUGGAUACAUGCAGCCUAAAAUUAUUGAUCCGCAAUCAGCCAGUCAACGUCUGGCUCAAGCUGCUGCUUGUAGCGCUUUAACGAAUCCCAGAAACGAACAUCCGAUCAAAAAGGAUUCGAACGAAAAAAGUUUCGCGCAGCCGAUAGAUCGUCCGCAGGAACGAUUUCAUUGCAAUCCAUAUGGUUCUAAUACAGAUACCCCCGAGAAAACUUUCGGCGGGAAUACGAGUCGCGAUGAUUUUGGUGAUCAGAAUGAUGAUACAGAGAAUAAAUGCAAGGCUGAUAGUUCGAAUCAAGCGGAGAAGAAUGUACAUCGAAUUUUAACGGACAUCGAGAAUAGCGGUAAGUUAGGAACCGGAGACAAUGGUAAUAACCGUCCAGGGGAAAUCGAAAGUCCUCGGAGCAGCACCAUAGACGCGACAGGCGUCGACAGAAGAAACGGUAACGAAAGUAUAACCACCACUGACACAAACUUCGAUUCCUUGAUCGUUGCUUCCUCGGACACGCCGCCUGACGCGACCAACUCGUCGCCGAACACACGUGUCUGCUCCCCUAGUCACGCUAGCUUAAAUACAAGUGCCACUAACGUGAAUGGAAUGUUAAAGAAAAAUGCUUUGAAGGCUGCUCUCAGUUUAGAUCCUAGCACUUUGUGUCGCGGUACGAUACCCUACGAAAAAAUAGCGUUCUCGCCACCGCCACAACGGUCAAGCACUCCUGGCAGCAUGGAGAUCAAAAAGGAUCCUCUGGGUCGUCAUCUAUCGAGAGAAGAGGAAUGCUCCUGCUGAGAUUUGUUGAAAGGGGAGUGACAGGACUCCCCGGUCGCCGCAGUUGCAACUCGUGUAACUACCGCUAGAAAAUCGCUGCGACGAUCAGCUACGAUAAUCGCAGACUCGGCAACACCGCGUCUCGUGGAAUCCACCUCGUCUCUGUGGAUACGAAACGAAGAGUACCCGCGUCGUGUGCAUUCCGAAGAGACGCUCUUGUGAUCGCUGAGCGGUUCGUUAUUCCCCUGAGAACGCUAGUACACAUUGUCUCCGCGAGAGGGACGAGUUCAAUUGUGUUUAUUAAAUGGACGGACAUGCGCACUGCGGGGAGAAAGAUAGAUAUCGUAAGGCCUAUUACCUAGCAAAAGUUACUCGACACUCUCCUCAUACCACGAUGUCACCACAUUCCCCCGAACCUAGGACUGAUCUUUCUUUCUUCCUGCAAUACAAUUUAUGGAAUUCGUUGCGUCGACGAAUCUCGACCCGGCAUUCAUCGAAGGUACAAGGAAUUGCAAUAACCGUCCGUUAUCAAAUCCAACCAAAUCCUUUUUCUCGACGCGUAUACGCAUACACACACGCACAAAUGCGCGCGCUCAAUGUUACACGUAUGUAUGUUAACCGAUACGAAGCGAACAGUGAACGCAAGCAGCACAUUUCGUAACACCGAUCUACAACCACACUCCAUCGCAGUUUCAAAUAAAGAAUAUAACAAAUUAUCCAAGGAAAAUUAUAUAGGUAGACAUAGCUGUUAUGAGUUUAUCGUGAAUGUUCCUCCUGCCAAAGGACGACAGACAAAAUAUCACGAUUCUACUUGUCCUCCAUGAAGUAUGCAGGAUGAUCGUCAAUGUUGCGAGCCGUAAUGUAUGAAACAUUUCGGAAGGUUCCAAGCCAUAUACACCGUGUACAUUGGGCUGGACCUUAUUUAUACUCGAUAACAAAUUUUUUUUCCGCCCCCUCCCCCCUGAAAUUGUGACACUGGAUGAAAAAUAUGAAAUUGAUCGGACAACGGGAAAUGGUGCUACAUCGAAUUUGAAAAUUGUUUUUUUUUUUUCGUUUUACAAUGGUUUAAUUUUUCCUCGGUGUCGCAAAAAGAAUUACGAAAAAAAUUUUUCAUCGAGUAUAAAUACGGUCGACCCUAAUGUACAUGUAUAAUACGAAACAGAUUUAAAAAAGAGUGAGUAUGCGUGAGUGGUUGAGUGUCUGAGUGAGUGAGUGAGAGAGAGAGAGACAAUAUACUGUACACAAGACCUAAUUUACAUAGAAGGAGAAAAAAAAUACAUGUCUGCAGCGUUCUUUCUAUACAUACCUGUAAACCUUUGCAUACAUAUAUGAUAUAUAUUGCGUACAUGC